Linum trigynum is the source of this 2142-nucleotide messenger RNA. The record is from the annotation of a GenBank genome assembly. Lineage: Eukaryota; Viridiplantae; Streptophyta; Magnoliopsida; Malpighiales; Linaceae.
CUCACUCAAUCCGUUGUUGCUGCAGCUUGCGAAUGAGAGCUUGACAAUCACUUCCACGUAGUCCCAUCCAAAAAGCUUUUGCCUCUGCCUCUUCUGCCCCACACAUCCUUCGAGCGAAACCCAGGCGAAAAUUUCCCCUCCAAUCCCUGAUCACGCCUCACAGACCAAUUCCCACUGGUUUUCAAAAGACCCGAAGUGGUCUUGAGCUUAAAGAAACCACCAGGUGGUCUACUCCACCCUUGGUCAAUCUGAUUCCCCUCAGGGUCGGAGCUGGAAAUCCAACUACAGAUGAGAGGAAGUUGUUUCGUAGCCCCUCCUCUACUGAAACCAUGGUGCUGCUGCCUCGUCUUAUUCCUUACCCCAUUUGCAGCAGCUCAGUCCAUCCACGCAGAGGCUUACCGAAAUGAACUUCUUAGCCUAGCCAAAGAGCAGAAGGAGUGGUUGGUGUCGGUCCGGAGGCAAAUCCACGAGAACCCAGAACUCCGAUUCGAAGAACACAACACCAGUGCCCUGAUUCGCAGGGAACUCGACGCACUUGGCAUACGUUACGCUUACCCAGUUGCCAAAACUGGAGUUGUUGCGGAAAUCGGCUCUGGUUCGCCCCCUGUUGUGGCUCUUCGUGCCGAUAUGGACGCCCUUCCUUUGCAAGAGCUGGUUGAGUGGGAGCACAAGAGCAAGAUCGAUGGGAAAAUGCAUGGCUGCGGCCACGAUGCCCAUACCACGAUGCUACUAGGUGCUGCCAAGUUGCUUAAUCAACGGAAGCAUCUGCUCAAGGGAACUGUGAGACUUCUUUUCCAACCUGCUGAGGAGGGAGGGGCUGGUGCAUUGCAUAUGAUACAAGAGGGGGCCCUUGGUGAUGCUGGAGCCAUUUUUGGAAUGCAUAUCGACUGUGAAACGCCUACUGGAAUGAUUAAUUCCCUUCCAGGAUCCAUCUUAGCUGCUGUUUCCUUCUUUGAAGUUAAGAUAGACGGUAAAGGUGGUCAUGCAGCAGACCCUCACACUAAUAUAGACCCUAUAGUUGCAACAUCCUUCACAAUUCUGGCACUGCAACAACUCAUAUCAAGAGAAGCUGACCCCCUUGGUAGUCAAGUGCUCUCUGUUACUUAUGUCAGAGGUGGGGAUGCCUUGAACGUGAUUCCUCCAUAUGUUGUGUUUGGAGGCACCUUGAGGAGUCUUUCCACCGAAGGCUUGCAUCGACUCAAAACUAGGCUGAAAGAGGUGGUUGAAGGGCAAGCUCGGGUUCACAGAUGCAAAGCACACAUCGACAUGAAAUAUGAGGAUUACCCACCAUAUCCAGCAGUAGUGAAUGAUGAGAGGCUGAACGAGCACGUGCAGAGGGUAGGCAAGCUUCUUCUUGGUGCGGAAAAUGUUAAGAUUGGUAAGAAAGUGCUGGCAGGUGAGGACUUUGCCUUUUACCAAGAACUCAUUCCAGGAGUGAUGCUCAGCAUAGGCAUCAGAAAUGAGCAACUGGGUUCAGUUCACUCCCCACACUCUCCCCACUUCUUUCUCGAUGAGGAUGUUCUCCCGAUUGGGGCCGCUUUGCAUACAGCUCUCGCUGAGACGUACCUCGAUGGACGAUCAUCAUGUAUGCAGUAAUCAUCAGUGCUAAAACAUACAUUACUAUGAUAAUCCCGCAGCAGCAGCAGCAGCGCUAAAACACCUAUACUUUUGCGUGGCCUGCUGGACUACCAGUUUGAUGUAAGAAGAAAAUGUAUCUUUCCUCCAGUGUACAAAACAGUGUAAAUCAUGCAGUUUGAUAUAUUGACUUCUUUUUCGUGUUGCUUUAUGGAAAUGGCUAUGAGGGCUCAUGAGUUGUUAGUCCAUUUUACUUUCAAUUUUGACGCACGCAAAGGAAACUUAGAGAUUAGAGCUGGGUUUUUUUCUUCUUCUUCCAGACGGCCUUGAUAGGAAAAUUGUAAAAACUAUGGACCUAGACGUUGCCGUCUAAACUCUAAAGCGUCUAGAGAUAGAAGGAUAGAUUUAGGUCGUAAUGAUAGAUUUAGGAAUUGAGAAUUGUUAUGUAGAUCAUUUGGAUGCAACCUUUUGAAUAUGUGGUCCCAUGGUGAUUAGCAAGCACAACACUCAUGUGCGACAUUUCAACUUCGGACCUAUCAGCAUUUUAAAUCAAAGUGUUGUAUUAUU